GUUUUAUUAUAAUAUUACGCUACCACAAAUUGGCGACGAAGUGGGAUUAAUUCAGUUGUUUAAAUUGUUUAUUUGUUCUAUUCGUGUGUGUUGUGUGUUGAGCUUGAUAAGCAUCUAUCGCUGCAAUUCUGUAAGAAGUAGAAGAAGACGGAAACACGUCUAAGGAAAGUUUUGUUUUGGGUUGUGCGUAAGCCCAAGAUCUGCGACACGGAGCAGGGAUUUGCGACUCGGAGCAGGGAUUUGCGACUCGGAGCAGGGAUUUGCGACUUGGAGCAGGAAGAGCUGCCGCGACAAGAUAGCGGUUGGUACGCGCGGUUAGAUUUGAUCCGAUAGAUAAAGCCGAGUAGAGCAGGAAUUGUUCACCAAACAGUAGGGUGACCAGAUUUGGAUAAAACAGGUAAUGUGUUUGUGUGUUUUUUUUAAUGAGACUGACAUGAUAAGAAUUGUUUUAUAGGAUGGACAAAAACAGCGCUUUCUCUAAUUUUCCCACGUUCACCUACGGUGCUGUGCCAUUGGCUGAACGACGAGCAAAAUGGUUCAGUUGGAAGCGCGGCUUUGAAAUUUGUUUGAGAGCUUCAAAGAUUACUGACUCCGAAGAGAGAAAGGAUUUGUUGCUAGCGAAAGGCGGAUUUGAACUGCAAGAGAUAUUUUUUAAUAUACCUGGGGCAGAUGUGGCCACUGAUAUUGAAAAUAACAUCGAUGCGUAUUCGGUUGCCAUCGAGAAGUUGGACGGUUACUUUGCUCCGCAGCGUCAUGAAGCGCAUGAACGCUACAUUUUCUGGGCCAUGAAACCAGAACCAGAAGAGAGUUUAGAGAAGUUCUUGAUGCGUGCUCAAAUGCAUGCCAGUAAAUGCAACUUUGGGAAGUCGUCGACAGAGAGUUCUGGUAUUGCCGUGAUUGAUAAGUUACUCCAAUUUGUUCCCAGUCAUCUCCGAGAGAAACUUUUGUUGGAGGUUGACCUGACCGUAGAAAAAGUCAUGCAACAGGUCAGCGCAUUUGAAACGACUCGAUCUGCUAGUGAACAGAUUAGUGGACAAAGCAUAUUGCAACAACCGGUCAAGAGCUCCGAAACAGUAUCGCGUAUACCUUCGACCUGUAAGUUUUGUGGCCGAUCACAUACUCCUGAUGGUUCAUGCCCAGCUUGGAAUAAAACUUGUUCUAACUGUGGCAAGCGAGGGCAUUUCCGAGCAGUUUGUUUUAGCAGAGUCGCUGUUGCUUCCAGUAGCCGAAGCGCAGACCCAUUCCCGGGCCCCAGCUCAACAAAGCGAAGUUUUGGACAGGCUUUCCAAAGAAAUAUGGGUCCUUCGACCAAGUCCAACAUCAAUUCGCAGAAGCGACGGCCAGGCCGGCUUCACGCUAUUGAGGAUGAUGAAAAUGAUGAAGAUAUUCCAGAGUUAAUUGAGAUGGUUUCAUCUGCGAGCGAUUCCGAUGAACUUUUGUGUGUGAAAGUGGGUGGAGUGCUUAUCGAGAUGCAAAUUGAUUCCGGCGUGCAAUCCAACAUAAUUGAUGAUCAAACUUGGAGUUCUAUGUUGCGUUCUGGUGUGAAAACUGUUGGAUCCAUUCGUCAGUCGGAUAGGAAGUUCAAAGCUUAUGCUCAGACGGACUGUCUUAACGUUCUGGCCAUGUUUGACGCAGAAACCUCGAUCACUGAUGGCAACAAGAAAUUGUGUACUGAUGCAAGAUUCUACGUAGUACAAGGAGGUCCACAACCGUUGUUAGGCAAGAUUACAGCGAAGAAGCUAGGAGUGCUGGUGGUGGGGUUGCCGAGUCAUCGGAGUCAACAGGAAAUGCUACAUCAGUUGGACAUUGUUAGGCCAUUUCCAUGCGUUCAAGGUGUCAAGAUCCAUAUUCCGAUUGACAGAUCGGUCGAACCUGUUGCUCAACGACUACGCCGAUUGCCAUUCGCUACGCUUGAUUGAGUUGAGGAAAAGUUGAAGGAAUUGGAAUCCAAGGAUAUAAUUGAGAAAGUUUCUGAACCAAGUUCGUGGGUUUCUCCAUUGGUGGUCGUGGUUAAGGAUAGCGGCGACAUCAGGUUGUGCAUCGACAUGCGACAGGUGAAUAAAGCAAUCAUGCGCGAAACUCAUCCACUUCCAACUAUUGAGGAUAUUCGAUGGAAAUUGAAUGGUGCUCGAGUGUUUUCUCGACUGGAUAUUAAAGAUGCUUUCCACCAGUUGGAGCUUGAUGACGAAAGCAAACCUUUAACAACUUUCAUCACUCAUAAGGGUAUGUAAUUUGUAAUGUAUUGUGUCUCAUAAUUGGUAGAUAUUAAAGUAUGAUCAUGCUUAUAUUCAAGGUCUUUUUCGUUAUAAACGGCUUCUUUUUGGAGUAUCAUGUGCUCCAGAGAUGUUCCAAAAGGUGUUAGAACAGAUUUUGUCGGAUUGUCCCAAUACCAUUAACUUCAUCGAUGAUAUUAUCAUAGCGGGAAAAACGGAGCGAGAACACGAUGAAGCCCUGGAAAAGGUUUUACACAAACUAAAGCAAUGUGGUAUUUUACUAAAUCAGGCUAAAUGUGCAUUCAAGCUGAACGAGAUUGCCUUUGUGGGUCAUCUUUUCAAUAAGGAUGGAAUGACCGCUUCUCCAGACAAAAUAGAUGCUAUUAAAACAUUUAGACCGCCAUCUACUAGUGAGGAAGUGCGCAGUUUUCUGGGUUUGGUGAAUUACGUCGGAGCCUUCAUUCCAAAUCUUGCCACGAUAUCGUUUCCGUUGCGUGAACUCACAAAGCACAAUGUUCCAUUCCGCUGGACUGAAGAAGAAAAGAACGCAUUUGAAUUCAUCAUAAAUCAAAUGGCGUGCGUUGGUAAUUUGGCACAUUUUGACCCUAAGUUGAAGACUCGAGUAGUAGCUGAUGCUUCUCCAGUUGGACUGGGCGCUAUACUUCUUCAAUAUUUUGAAGGAAAACCAAGGGUGAUAUCGUUCGCUAGUAAAAGCCUAACAGAUACCGAAAAGCGAUACGCACAAACCGAGAAAGAAGCUCUUGCUUUGGUGUGGGCAGUAGAAAGGUUUCAGAUAUAUCUGCUUGGCAUUCAUUUUGAGCUAGAAACGGAUCACAAGCCCCUGGAAGCUAUAUUUUCACCGCGUUCUUCUCCAUGCCUUCGGAUUGAGCGUUGGGUUUUGCGUUUACAGGCGUUCUCCUACGACGUAAUCUACAGGAAAGGCAAGUCAAACAUAGCAGAUCCGUUAUCUCGACUAUCACAGCCAGCUGAUAAGGAAGUAUUUGAUGCCGAUUCCGACGUGUAUAUUAGAAGUGUAACAGAACUUGCAGCUGUAGAUAUAACUGAAAUGGAUGAAGUCUCCAAGGAAGAUCCUGAACUAUCAGCUUUAAGGGAAUGUCUGGACCAAGGAACAUGGAACCAUACUGUGGAUGCAAUAAAGCCGUAUCAUGCGUUCCGCAACGAACUAGGGAAAGUUGGAUACAUGGUGGUGAGAGGUGAUAGGUUAAUAGUGCCAUUCAGUUUGAGGCGAAGAAUGUUGGAAUUAGGGCACGAAGGUCAUCCCGGUAAAACUAAGAUGCAGCAACGUUUGCGGAAUAAUUGCUGGUGGCCUGGGAUGGAUGAUGCUAUAGCUCGCGCAGUAGAUGGGUGCGAAGGAUGUCGUUUAGUAAGCCAACCAGAUCGUCCUGAACCGAUGCAAAGAAGGCCAUUACCUGAAGCUCCUUGGUUAGAUGUAGCGAUCGACUUUUUGGGGCCCCUACCUUCCGGAGAUUAUCUUUUGGUAAUCAUUGACUAUUUUAGUCGAUACAAAGAAGUGGAAAUUCUUAGGAAGAUAACAGCACAAGAGACGGCAGAACGUUUAGAAAGGAUUUUUGUGAGACUCGGUUACCCACGGACGAUUACGUUGGACAACGGGAGACAAUUCGUCAGUAGGGAGUUCGAAGAAUUCUGCAAUCGAAGGGGGAUCAUUCUGAACCGGACAACUCCUUACUGGCCUCAGGAAAAUGGACUUGUAGAACGUCAAAAUCGGUCAUUGAUGAAAAGACUUAAGAUCAGUCAAGCCCUAAACCGUGAUUGGAAAAAGGAUCUCAACGAUUACCUGGCUAUGUAUUAUUCAACGCCGCAUACCAUAACUGCGAAAACUCCUUCUGAGUUGAUGAGUGGAAGGAAUAUUCGCACAAAACUUCCAUCAUUGAAGGAUUUGGCCUCAUCUGUACCAUCAACGGACUACAGGGACAGAGAUCAGCAAGCGAAAGAAAAAAGCAGGGUUGCAGAGGACCAUCGAAGACGCGCCAAAGCAUCAGAUUUGACCAUUGGGGAUAAAGUUCUUAUGAAGAAUGUGCUUCCAGGUAACAAACUUACUCCCACCUUUAGCCCGAGCGUGAUGACAGUUACUGCGAAAGAUGGUUCACGCGUAACAGUUCAAAAUGACGAAACACGGAAGAGUUAUGAUAGGAAUACGAGCCAUUUAAAGAAGAUCGUGGAUCCAAGUGUUAGAGAUAGAGAUGAAGACCAAUAUCAGCAGGAAACUGAAAAGGAGGCAGAGGAACUUGAGGAUCCAUUGUAUGUAGAACCAGGUAUUUCCACGAUGGACCCUGAUGAAGCAGAGACAGCUAUAGAACCACCGAGAUUGCAACGGAGCCGGCCCCAGCGGAACAUUAAGAAAGCCCGUUACUUUGAUGAUUGUGAGCUUGAUUAUUGAUCAUUAGUUAGUCUUAAUAUCCAAUAAAGAAAGGGAGAUGUAGUGAGAUGUUUAUGUACCUUUGUCUGUGGUCUGCACCAACACACUUAUGAAUGUAGUAUUAUAUUACCUCUGGAUGUAUGAUGUACCUUGGUUUGUUGACAACUGAAUAGAAUUGAUAGUAUCGAGCUACGGUGUUUUAUUAUAAUAUUACGCUACCACAAAUUUCAA
This is a messenger RNA of Aedes albopictus (Asian tiger mosquito), 4842 nucleotides long. RefSeq lists its product as uncharacterized. The transcript has 2 exons. The coding region runs from base 2344 to 4632 and encodes 762 amino acids. Lineage: Eukaryota; Metazoa; Arthropoda; Insecta; Diptera; Culicidae. The record is from RefSeq and is a predicted model, not a curated record. Gene Ontology annotation, molecular function: nucleic acid binding; zinc ion binding. Gene Ontology annotation, biological process: DNA integration.